AAACGCUACUAGUUGCUGUGUGGAUGGCUACCAUUCUCUAAGGAUGUUAUUACUAACCAUGACCGUACUUUUUCUCACCACUCAAGAUUUAUUGUGCCUAAAGUUGAGGGAAAUUAAAGUUCCAGCUGUAGUAAUUCGAGGAGAACCCGUCUGGCUCAACUGCACAUACGAUCUUGGCAAUGAGACGCUGUACUCUAUCAAGUGGCACAAAAACAAUGUCGAAUUCUACAGAUACCUACCGGAAGACAGACCACCCGGACAGAAAUAUGAAUUGGCAGGUAUACACCUUGACCUAAGUAAGACGGAUCGGGGGAACAUCUUCAUGCCAUAUACAGAUGUGGAUUCUGAAGGUAUUUACAGGUGUGAGGUAUCCACCGAAGCUCCAAAUUUUCAGACUGUGAAGGCAGAGAGAGAAAUGAGGAUAUACGUGAAUCCGAGUUCAAAGCCUGUUAUACUGGGAACCAAGCCUUACUAUGCGCCUGGAGAUAUAGUUAAUGUGACCUGCGUCUCUGCCCCUUCCAGGCCAGCUGCCAUCUUGAAAUGGUGGAUCAAUGGAGAAGAAGCUCGAACGAAACGGAUGCCCUCCAUAGAAUCCCCGGACGGUCUCUUCAUCUCCAAACUCCGGCUGAAGUUCGAGGCCCGUCAGAGCCACUUCUGGGAUGGCAAGAUGAAGCUGCAAUGCGAGGCCAUCAUUUCUCAGGCCCACACCCUCAGGAGCGAAGAGAUAAUAAUCACCAGCAAUGGGGCAACCACUGCAACCGGAGCUUAUGAUCAACAAAAAGAUGGACCUACAAUAGAUGGUGGAAAACAUGUAUAUAGCGUAGGAGACUUAGUAGAUAUAAACUGUACGGCGGCCAAAUCUCAACCACCUGCCGAGUUGCACUGGUACAUAAAUGACAAAGAGGUCCGAUCCGAGUACCUGGUUCCUAGGAAACCCAUCGUGUACCAGAAUGGCGAGGAAUCUCCGGUUCUCGGAUUGCGGUUCGUCGUGAAACAGCGGCACUUCCAGAAGCAGGAGAUGAGGCUUCGAUGCACGGCAACGCUGUCUGAAGUGAAGAGAAUGACCAGCGAACCCCUGGAGGCUAUUCUGUCCGAGCAACAAAAGUCGGAUCUCCACGUGGACCUUAACAUAAGCUCAGUUUCUAGCAGAAGCAUAUGGAGUCCUUUGGUUCUCCAUCCACUAUGCUGUCUUUUUAUAUUUCUGGUAUCCAGAAAUUUCUUUUAAAUGCAGACCUUCAAGUGGUGAGAAAAUUUAUGAAAGAAGAACAACGUAUGAUGAAUCCCAGGGUCUUUCAAAAGACGUCCCAACAGUUCGUGUUCCAAGUGCGAAAUUCAUUCUUGGCUCAUCCGAUUGUUCGAACAUGUUUCAGAACAGCUACAUCUGCUGACCAAAAAAAAACCUGGCAAAAUGACCUCAUCAUAUAAUGUGACAACAAAUUAACAUGGAAUUCUGUCUUCAUUAAUAAAUAUUUUAUUGAAUUUCAAAAUGUAUGGGCUAAGCUCCUGAACAGAAAAUAGAGCAAUGAUUGUACUGUGCUGCCAUCUAUUGUAAAGAGAAAGAAAUACUCGUCAAUCGAGUAAAGGA
Molecule: messenger RNA, 1585 nt
Organism: Argiope bruennichi
Lineage: Eukaryota; Metazoa; Arthropoda; Arachnida; Araneae; Araneidae
Product: synaptogenesis protein syg-2-like
Exons: 8
Coding region: 44-1225 (393 amino acids)
Source: RefSeq, a predicted model, not a curated record